GUUUGUUUCGUUUCUUACAUUAUAGUCCAAACGAAGAAGAACAACAGGGAAAACCACUCAAAUCAUUAUACUAUUGUUAUGAAAUUUAAUUAAUAAUUAAGUAAAUUCUUUUGCUUUUGGCAUUCGUUAUUCAUGGUUCUUUUUCCUUUUUUUCUGCUUGCAAUUUCUUCAAAGAGCAGUAACAAGCUUUCGAGGAUCGGUAGACGAAAGAGAGAAGAUUUCAUCUGCUGAAAAUGAUAACGGCGUCUGAGAGGGAAAUUUUCGAUCUUUCUGGACCAUUGCAUAUAACUUCCAUUGACUGGGAGAAUCCGCAUCAUCGGAGGUCUAUUGCUGCCAGUUUGGUUCAGGGUGUCUAUGUUCUGGAAAGGGAUCGCCAAGAGAAACGAACUGGUCACGAGGCCCUUGCACCUCCAUGGUGGGAGUUCUUUCACUUUAAGUUGCUUCGGAAUCUUGUGGAUGAUGCUGAUUAUUCCAUCUUUGGUGCAAUCUAUGAAUUCAAGCCUCCUGCAUCUCUUUGUAACCACUCGUUAGAUGGAAGUCCGAGAUACGUCAUUGCCUUCCGAGGCACCCUAACAAUGCCCGGCUCCUUCUCACGGGAUAUUGAAUUGGAUCUUCACUUCCUCCAGCAUGGACUCCACCGUACAUCUCGCUUUGAAAUUGCUAUACAAGCAGUCCGCAACAUGGUUGCUGCUGUUGGCGAUGCAAAUGUCUGGCUGGCUGGCCAUUCCCUGGGAUCAGCCAUGGCAAUGCUUGCUGGGAAAACCAUGGCAAAGAAUGGAACUUUUCUCAACUCUUUCCUAUUCAAUCCGCCGUUCUUCUCCGCCCCGAUUGAGACAAUCAAGGAUAAGAAGAUCAAACACGGGAUCCGGAUCGUGGCCAGUGUGAUAACAGCAGGACUCACCAUUGCCAUGAAGGCUAGCAACAUGAAGGGUCUUACAGAAGACCCAUUUGCAGGGCUUUCAGCAUGGAUUCCUUAUCUAUAUGUGAACCCGGGUGAUUAUAUAUGCUCAGAAUAUAUUGGGUAUUUUGAACACAGGGAUAAGAUGGAGGAGAUAGGAGCUGGAGCCAUUGAGAGGUUAGCAACCCAGAACUCAAUUGGGGGUAUGCUGAUGAAAGUUGUGGGAAAAGAGUCAGACCCAAUGCACCUCAUUCCUUCAGCCAAUCUGACUGUCAAUUUGACGCCUUCAAGGGAUCUAAAAGAAGCCCAUGGAAUUCAUCAAUGGUGGAGAGAUAAUAUGCAGUUGCAGUCCAAGCUCUAUAAGUACAGAUAGUCUUGAUUUUUUUUAUACAUGAAUAAUGCUACGGGGCGCUAGUAGUAGUGUUCACCACCACAUACUAAUAAAAAGUGGGUGCAAUAGCGUGAACUGGGACGCAUUUUUUAUUAGUUAUGGUGUUAAAGCACCGGUGUCCCGAGGUUUUUUCAUAAUGUAUUGGGUUGGGUGUGCUCCUAUUUACUGAUUUAGUUGUUUGGGUGGAGUGGUGGUGGUGAUUUAUUCGUUUGAAACCUUUAUCUGUCCAAGCUGCGCACGUAAACCAAAAUUCGAGGGUGUUAAUCUUUUGUGGAUAAAGAAAAGCACAGAUUCGUCAGA
This is a messenger RNA of Morus notabilis, 1589 nucleotides long. Its product is annotated as GDSL esterase/lipase At4g10955. The record is from RefSeq and is a predicted model, not a curated record. The transcript has 3 exons. Gene Ontology annotation, biological process: lipid metabolic process. NCBI's taxonomy places the organism in Eukaryota, Viridiplantae, Streptophyta, Magnoliopsida, Rosales, Moraceae. The coding region runs from base 234 to 1271 and encodes 345 amino acids.